Messenger RNA from Exophiala viscosa, 2440 nucleotides. RefSeq names its product metalloreductase transmembrane component. The record is from RefSeq and is a predicted model, not a curated record. Gene Ontology annotation, molecular function: ferric-chelate reductase activity. Lineage: Eukaryota; Fungi; Ascomycota; Eurotiomycetes; Chaetothyriales; Herpotrichiellaceae. The coding region runs from base 223 to 2253 and encodes 676 amino acids. The transcript has a single exon. Gene Ontology annotation, cellular component: plasma membrane. Gene Ontology annotation, biological process: copper ion import; iron ion transport; intracellular iron ion homeostasis.
GCACGUUUUGCGCGUCACCUAUAAUUAUUUCUUGAGCAGGUAUUAUAUCUCCUGGUCCCAUAGCCAUGGAAGAGACAACCAGUUGAGGCCGACUCUUUACAAAUCGGUCACUUCCUCUCCCUCGACAUAUGUGCAUGCGUGAACACGAAAUUCCUGUGUGGAAUUUUUAUAUAUUAUCUUGUGCGCUCUGAUUAGGUCAAUCCGCCACUCGCACCAGCAACGAUGGCUUUCUACCGCCGCGACGACGACAUGGACGGUCCAGAUAUGGGCGCCAUGAAUGCUAUGGGUGUGCCUGGUUACUUCUACCUACAGAAGAUCUUCUGGGUGGUCAUUGGCUCAGUCAUCGCCUUCUGCACACUAUUAAACGUUCUCGACCAUAUCCUGCUUUGGCAACGACAGCGGAGUCUCAACGCGAGACCAAAGUCUUUUCUAUGGACGUCCUACGCCACAGUGACCGCCAUUGCGCGUGAGAUUAACGCGGCUUCUCUGCCGACAUAUCAGCUUGGAUGGCUCAAAAUCCGCUCUCCGCCGCUGGGUCGGACGAUCGUGGUACUAUCAUACCUUAUUACGGUCUUGGUGUUUUGCUUUUACGGGUACGAUACCAUGGACGCAUCGACCUGGGAAAAUAUCGCCUACCGAUGCGGAUGCAUGGCCCAGACCCAGCUUCCUCUGAUAUUCCUGCUGGCCGGGAAACAGAAUGUCAUCGGUUUCCUGUCCGGCAUUGGGUAUGCGCGCCUGAACUGGCUGCAUCGCUGGGUGGCGCGCAUUCUAUGGCUGACUGUCACUUUCCACAUGGGAUUCUGGUUCCGAAGCUGGGCUCAGAUUGACGGCAUCCUCUUCCAGUUGAGAACGGACGACAUGACCCAAACAGGAUUUGCCGGCUGGUGCAUUCUGACUGCUGUCCUGCUCACUUCGGUCCUACCAUUACGGCGACUGAACUACGAGGUCUUCCUCAUCUUGCACCUGAUCCUCUUCUCUGGAUUUAUUGGUUGUGUCAUGAUUCAUGUCGACUACGGUCCAGGCUAUGUCUGGGCUUGCGUCGGAAUCUUCUUCUUCGACCGAGUGUUGCGAUUUAUUGUCGGACUCGUCGCCAAUCUUUCUAUUUUCCACCGACGCGUACCUGGAAGGAACUGGCUUUGGGCAAACAAAGCCAACCUCACACCUCUUCCAGGCAAUGUGACUCGAAUCACCAUUGACAAGCCUGUUCUAAAAUGGAAGCCUGGCCAGCAUGUCUUCCUCUCGUGCCACGCUGUGGUCCCUCUUCAAAGUCACCCGUUCAGCAUUGCAUCAUUGCCUUCUGACGACCAAUUGGAAUUUUUGGUUCAAGCCAAGAAUGGAGGCACGAGCCGUUUCCAUCGGUUCGCUUCCAAGAACCUAGGUCUCCCGAUCCAAAAGAAUCCUGGUACCGGCUCACAGAAGCUGGUUGGACUAGAAGGUCCGUACGGCAGAAUUCGACCUCUGCGGCAAUUUGACAGCAUUUGUUUCCUGGCUGGCAGUACAGGUGCCACUUUCACAGUACCUCUGAUGCGGGACAUCGUUCAAAGGUGGAAAAGCGGAUCACCCAUCGUCACAAAGCGCAUACGGUUCGUAUGGGUUGUAAAAGCUCGGGAUCGGGUCACUUGGUUCCAGAAACAUUUGCAGACCGCCCUGGCAGACGUUGAAGCAAUUCGACGUAACGAUGGGCUUUUCGAUGUCGACCUCGACCUCAGCAUUUAUGUUACCUGCGACGAAGAGUUGGAGGCCUCGAAGGCCAACGCUGUCUGCGAGCCACCAGCUCAUGGUGACGCCGAAAUAAGCACGGUACAAAAUCCGGAGGUCGAAGACGAAAAGAAGAAGUUCGAUGACAGGAUAGAGGUUCAGUCAGUCGGAUCAAAUGAGAAUGAAACCCGCGGGUGCGGACCAGAUGGGACUUGUUGCUGUAAGAGCACUGUCGACGAAGAGGAAGAAGGAACGACAUGCUGCUGCUGCGUACCCGGAUCAAGUACUCCCUCAUCUUCAUCGGUCAGCGACAAGGACAAGCCAGCCGUACCUCUGCCACAGCUCAAGAUGGUGGCGGGCCGACCGAAUGCUCGCAAUAUCAUCCGCAAAGUGCUGGAGGAGGCAGAUGGCGAGAGUGCAGUGGUAGUUUGUGGUCCUCCAGGUCUUCGAGAUGAUGUGCGACGAAGCGUGGCUGCACUGAGUGAUGAACGAGCUGUCCAUAAGGGAAGUGGUGCUCAAGGAGUCUACCUGCAUGUCGAGGGUUUUGGCUACUAAGAAAGUGCUUUUGAAAUUAGCAUGGCGAAAGGAGUUGAUUGCAAAUAACGAUACCCAUGCCCGCCCUUACGAAUACUGGCUGCAUGAAGCGGCGAUAUUGCCAUAGCCACAUAUUAUGAAUAUUCUUCAUCAAGACAAAAUCAUGUUCAAUGUGUACAUAGACAGUAUCUCAAUUUCUCAGCUAUCA